CUGAGUCUUCGGCAGACACCCGGGAAAGCGGGGUCCUUCUCUGGGGCGGUCGCGCGGGCAGUGGCUCCCUGAAGUCGACACCGGGCAACAUGUAUUAUAAGUUUAGUAGCUUCACGCAGAAACUGACGGGAGCGUGGGCUUCCGACGCUUAUAACCCUCAGGGAUUAAGGCCUGUGGUUUCCACAGAAGCACCGCCUAUCAUAUUUGCCACACCAACUAAACUGAGUUCCAAUUCUACUGCAUAUGAUUAUGCUGGGAAAAAUAAAGUUCCAGAGCUGCAGAAGUUUUUCCAGAAAUCCGACGGUGUGCCCAUCCACCUGAAACGAGGCUUGCCUGACCAAAUGCUUUACCGGACAACCAUGGCGCUGACUGUGGGAGGGACCAUCUACUGCCUGAUCGCCCUCUACAUGGCAUCACAGCCCAGAAACAAAUGAGUUAGGCUGCAGAGGACUGGUUUGCUUUUUAGCAUAAAUCCUUUGAAUUUUCAUUUUUCAUUAUUUCUGUAAAAAAAAUUUUUUUUUAACUUGAAUGGCCUACUUAA
Molecule: messenger RNA, 541 nt
Organism: Globicephala melas (long-finned pilot whale)
Lineage: Eukaryota; Metazoa; Chordata; Mammalia; Artiodactyla; Delphinidae
Gene: COX7A2L
Product: cytochrome c oxidase subunit 7A2 like
Biological process (GO): mitochondrial respirasome assembly; regulation of oxidative phosphorylation; mitochondrial electron transport, cytochrome c to oxygen
Source: RefSeq, a predicted model, not a curated record